ACCUCCACCUCCAGCAGCAGCAGCAGUUGUUCCACUGGCAUGUGGCCAACCUGGAGUUCGCCAACGCGGCGAGGGCGGGGGAGCUGUCUCUGCGGCACUGGGCGCAGGACGACCCCUACGAGCUGCUGGGGGCGCAUGUGUUCACCACAGGCGGCAACAGCCGGCUGGUGCAGCUGCUCACUCGCGACCUGCCCAUCUUCUACCGCUGCCCCGUGGCGGAGAUCAGAUACGGUCACAGCGCUGCUACUGCGAAUGGCGCGGGCGGCGGAGGCAACGGAGGAGGAGGAGGCAGCAGCGGCGGUGUGACGGUGGUGACGGAGGGCGGUGCGGUGUUUGAGGCGACGGCGGCGGUGGUGACCCUGCCACUGGGGGUACUCAAGGCGGAUGCGGUGCGGUUCGAGCCGCCCCUGCCGCCCGCCAAGCAGGAGGCCAUACGCCGGCUGGGGUACGGCAGGCUGAACAAGGUAGCGCUGCUGUUCCCGCACGUCUUCUGGGACGCCUCCGUGGACACCUUUGCGUGUGUCAUGAGCGACAAGGAGCGCCGCGGCUCCAGCUUCCUCUUCUACUGCGGAGCGCACACAAGCGGUGGUGCGGUGCUGACGGCCCUGGUUGCUGGCACCGCCGCCAUCGCCAUCGAGUCCAUGAGUGACGAGGCGGCGGUGGCGGAGGUGAUGCGCGUGCUGCGAAACAUAUUCGACAACAAACCGCCGCAACAAGGCCCGCAACAACAACAUCACGGACAACAGCAAGGCCAGCAACAGCGAGGAGGAGGGGAAGAGCGGCGACAGGGAGGGGGAGCUGGUGGUGGUCAUCAGCGUGUGGUGCCUGAUCCCUUGCAGGCCUUUGUGACCCGCUGGGGAGCCGACCCCUACUCCCGCGGCUCCUACAGCAGCAUGGCGGUAUCCUGCCGCGGGGCCGCGGAGUAUGAGGCCAUGGCGGCCCCCGUGGCGGGUCGGCUGUUUUUCGCCGGGGAGGCCACCAUACACAAGUACCCGGCCACCAUGCAUGGCGCGAUGCUGAGUGGACUGCGGGAGGCGGGACGCAUUCAUUACGCGUUUGCACGCGCGAGGCAUGGACUGCCGCCGCGGGAAGACGACCUCCUCACCACCACCGCCGCCCCAGCCUCCCUCGAGCCGCCCGCCCCCGCCCCGCCCGCCCCCCUGCCGCCUCCCGCCCCCUCCCUGGCCCACGUGCGCCGCCUGCACUGCCUGGGUGCGGGGCUGCGGGGACUGUUCGGCCGCUGCGAGCCGGAUCUGGAGUUCGGCUGCUUCAGGGCGCUGUUCGGGCCGCAGGAGCCUGGUCAGCAGCAGUGGGCCGUCCUGCAGAUUGACCUAGGCUGCAUCCGCUCUCGGAGCAAAGUCACCGCCACCGGAGGAGGAGGAGGAGGACGAACAGCCACCGCUGCUGCCAGCGCCGCUGCUGCUGCUACCACCGCCACCCCCUCUUCCGUCUCCCUCUCCGCUUCAGAAAGCGGCGGAGAUGCAGCCGCUGCCGCCGCCGCUGCCGCCGUCGCAGGCGGCGGUCCACACCCUCACAAGCACCCCCACCAUCAACCCCACCCCUACCCUCACCCCCAGCAGCAGCAGCGGUGGCGGGCGGUGGUGCACCUGCCACUGCCUCGCGCCACAGUGGAGCAGCUGUGGUGCAUGCGAGGCGGUGACGACGCCCGGCUGCUUGCACUGUCAAGCCGCUUGGCCGCUGCGACGCAAAACACGGG
Molecule: messenger RNA, 1717 nt
Organism: Astrephomene gubernaculifera
Lineage: Eukaryota; Viridiplantae; Chlorophyta; Chlorophyceae; Chlamydomonadales; Astrephomenaceae
Source: the annotation of a GenBank genome assembly